AUGCGCUUCAUUGACCUUGUUUGUGGCGCCGCCGCCGUGACGUCGGUGCUUGCUGCGCCGACGACGGAGGCUGCCGGCACCUCUGCGGCCAAGCAGCGCCGCAAGAGCAAGUUCCAGUUCACGGGUGUCAACGAGUCGGGCGCCGAGUUUGGCAACAAGAACCUGCCGGGGCAGCUGGGCAAGGACUACACGUGGCCCGUGAAGUCGACCAUUGACAUCCAGACUUUGACGGGCAAAGGCUUCAACAUUUUCCGCAUCCCCAUUAUGAUACCUAGGGAGCGCGCGAUCCCGACGAAAAUGACGGGGACCAUCAACGACACCUACUUCCAGGGCCUGACUGACGUGAGUAUUCUUCGUGUAGUGUAUCGUGUCCUAUGUCACUGGAAAUUGUCUAACGCUGUAAUGUACAUUAGGGGCGCGUAUGCCAUUGUGGACCCGCACAGUUUUGGCCGCUACUACGACCAGGUCAUCACCGACACGGCCGGGUUCCAGGCCUGGUGGACGACCGUCGCGGCCCAUUUCAAGGACAACGCCAAGGUCGUCUUUGACACCAACAACGAGUACCACGACAUGGACAACACGCUGGUCGCGCAGCUCAACCAGGCCGCCAUCGACGGCAUCCGCGCCGCGGGGGCCACGUCGCAGUACAUCUUUGUCGAGGGCAACUCGUGGUCGGGCGCGUGGCACUGGGUGUCCAGCGGCACCGCCACGGGCAUGGCCGGGCUGACAGACCCGUCCGACAAGAUUGUGUACGAGAUGCACCAGUACCUGGACGCGGACGGCUCGGGCACGUCGACGGCGUGCGUGAGCAGCACCAUUGGACGGGAGCGGCUGCAGGAGGCGACGGCGUGGCUGCGGGCGAACAAGAAGCUGGGCCUUGUGGGCGAGACGGCGGGCGGCGCCAAUGCGCAGUGCAUCGGCGCGCUGACGGACAUGCUGUCGUACAUGCAAGACAACGCGGACGUGUGGAGCGGGUGGCUGUGGUGGGGCGGCGGACCGUGGUGGGGCGACUACAUGUACGGCAUGGAGCCGCCGAGCGGCACGGCGUACACGGGCGUGCUUCCGAGCCUGGUGCCGUACAUCUAG
Molecule: messenger RNA, 1086 nt
Organism: Sporothrix schenckii 1099-18
Lineage: Eukaryota; Fungi; Ascomycota; Sordariomycetes; Ophiostomatales; Ophiostomataceae
Product: endoglucanase
Exons: 5
Coding region: 1-1086 (361 amino acids)
Biological process (GO): glucan catabolic process
Molecular function (GO): hydrolase activity, hydrolyzing O-glycosyl compounds
Source: RefSeq, a predicted model, not a curated record